This is a messenger RNA of Trichoderma harzianum CBS 226.95, 2277 nucleotides long. RefSeq lists its product as hypothetical. Gene Ontology annotation, biological process: DNA-templated transcription; regulation of transcription by RNA polymerase II. The transcript has 2 exons. The coding region runs from base 1 to 2277 and encodes 758 amino acids. Gene Ontology annotation, cellular component: nucleus. Lineage: Eukaryota; Fungi; Ascomycota; Sordariomycetes; Hypocreales; Hypocreaceae. The record is from RefSeq and is a predicted model, not a curated record. Gene Ontology annotation, molecular function: DNA-binding transcription activator activity, RNA polymerase II-specific; RNA polymerase II cis-regulatory region sequence-specific DNA binding; zinc ion binding.
AUGAACCAACAGCAACACGAACCUUACCGCCGCCGGAGACCCGCGCUCUCAUGUCUUGAAUGUCGGCGGCGCAAGCUCAAGUGUGACCGAAGUAACCCUUGCGGCCGCUGCGUCUCGACCGAGACACAGUGCAACUAUAGGAUCCAUCAGGAGAAGCCCGGAGGCAGGCAUCGGCAAACUCGCCGAAUAUCCAGCUCGUCGGUGCCAAGCCCGCCAGCUGUCCAUCCAGCCUCGCCUUUGUCACAUGUCGACCUAAUCAGGCAUACUACGAGUACUACUUGUAACGUCACUACGAGUACGAGUAAUAGGACGGCAUCAGAUCAUGGCGGCCGAGAAAAUGAGACACUCAAUGCUGCGGCAUCGACGCUCGGGCCAAAUGACUUGUCGAAUACACCAGGUGCAAAUGAGAUCCAAAAUCCGACUCGCCCCCGGUUCGUGGAUCCCGAGCUCCAUCAUCUCAGGGAGCGGGUACGGAGACUUGAGCGGUCCCUUGUACAUGUUCCCGUACACGAUAUAUCCCAGGCCGGCAGAGAUGUCCUCGCUGGUGAGUCGGGUAUGCCGGACGCCCAAAUCAUCUUGAAUAAAACAAGAAUUAUGAGAUGGAGCCACUGGGUUGGCAUAGCUAAAGAGUUUGAACCCAUCAUCUCCUGCUACGGAGCAAUCUGCGGUUUUGGAGACAUUAACUCGUUCAAGAGCGCUGAAACCAGAGCUCUGAUCGUCGAGACCAGCGGCUUGCUCCAAAAGUGCAAAAGCGUAGCUAGAACCCUCAAGAUUGGACGGCCUAGUAGAUGCCUUUCAUCGCUGAAUUUUGAUCUGACGCCCCCUUCCCGUGAAGUGGCAGACAAGAUGGCAGUCUUGUAUUUCCAAUCAUUUGAGUCAACACACCGGAUUUUGCACGGGCCCACCUUUUGGAGAGUAUACGAGAGGUUCUGGAGUAACCCCGAGAGUGCUUCAGGCAUACUACGCCUUCAGGUGCUUCUCGUGAUUGCCAUAGGGUCCAGUUUGGCUCCGCAUGUGGAAUCCGAUUCCGGACUUCGCCAACAGGUGCAUCAAUGGAUAUACGCAGCUGAAACCUGGCUCUCUGGGCCACUGGAAAAGGAUCGUCUCAACAUCUCCGGGCUCCAGAUACAUUGUUUGGUGAUGCUUGCUCGGCAAGUCUUUUCCAUCGGAGGGGAGUUCAUUUGGGUUUCGUCGGGGUCGCUCAUCCACCGGGCGAUGCAGAUUGGUUUGCAUCGGGACCCCAAACAUCUCCCUCCUAUGUCCGUAUUGCAGGCGCAGCUGCGUAGAAGAUUAUGGGCCACAAUCCUGGAACUAGUGGUUCAAUCGUCUCUCGAUUCGGCAUUGCCUUCAAGGAUCUCUUUCGAUGAAUUUGAUACUGAGCCGCCGGCUAAUAGUAAUGACAACGAGAUAGGAGAAUCAGCCACUGAACUGAAGCCUCACCCCAAGGAAACCUUUACCGGGACAUCUAUGCAGAUCAUCCUCCUUGACUCGCUCCCAACACGCCUUCGAAUACUCAGUCUCCUGAACGGUCUAAACUCCGAGCUGUCUUAUCUAGAUGUGCUUGACUUGAGCGCGGAUAUUCUCCAAACUUGUCGUCAAUGGAAUACCUUUGCAAGAGAAAACAAAGCAUCUGGCGUCACCCCCUUUCAUCAGAAUUUACUCGACUAUCUUUUACGCCGUUUCUUGAUUCCGCUCCAUUGUCCCUUUGCUAAUAAAGCGCGGGUGAACCCGUUAUUCCAUUAUUCACUCAAGGUUAGCAUAGACACCGCCAUGACCAUAGCAUCUCCUGAGCCAGAUGAAGGAUUCUUCAAUCUUAUGGCGAUUGGAGGGGGAUUGUUCAAAGAGGGCAUCCGAUAUGCCACAAGCAUAAUUAGUCUCGAGCUUCUCGCCCAAGUCGAAACUCAGUAUCUCGACGGAGCAUUACACCGCAACUCACAUUACAUAAAUCCGCUUAAGAAGGCUAUAGCAGAAAUGACUUCCCAAUCAUUAGAGCGGAUCCGGCAAGGAGAGACAAAUGUCAAGAGCCACAUGUUCUUAUGCAUGAUCACGGCUCAAGCGGAAGCCACGGAAGAAGGCAUAUCUGGCGAAGGGCGUGUUGCGAAGGGUGCGAGGGAUAGUAUUUCGUUGUGUCUGGAACUGUUGCAGAAUCGUCUGGGUACCACUUCUCUGUCAAUACCUACGCCGGAUGUCGAAUCUAUCAUUGGUGAAAGAGAUGACUACACAUAUGGAUUGGAUUUUGACAUGGACUUCUUCUUGGCGGAAACAGGCUUUUCUUGA